This is a messenger RNA of Panicum virgatum (switchgrass), 820 nucleotides long. RefSeq lists its product as uncharacterized. Bases 36 to 560 code for a protein of 174 amino acids. NCBI's taxonomy places the organism in Eukaryota, Viridiplantae, Streptophyta, Magnoliopsida, Poales, Poaceae. The transcript has a single exon. The record is from RefSeq and is a predicted model, not a curated record.
UCUCCCUGUCCAUCCCCUCAGACUUGCACACACAAAUGGGCAACAUGCUGCCAUGCUUGGUCCAAGGCAGCAGCAGCAGUAUUCUGCCACCCAUGAACACCAAGCACUGGUCUCGCUCCAUGAAACUCCUGGUGAUGAGAACCCUCCGCCGGAGCACGAAGCGCCACCAUGGCGGCGGCGGCAGCGGCAGCGUCAAAGCAGCUGCCAGCAGCAGGGAGACAUCGGCAGCAGACCAAGCCGCCAGAAGAACUAGAAGAGGUCCCCGGAGCGGCCAGAACCGGCGCGCCGCCGCCGUCGGAGUCAAGGUCGUCCUGACGAGGGCGGAGGCCGCGCGGCUGCUCUCCCUCACCGCGCACGGCGACCGGACCGCCGCGCAGGUGGUGAGCGAGCUCAAGAGGAUGCAGGCAGACACCGGCGGCACCUCCACCGCCCGAGUCAUCAACGAGCUCAAGAGGAUGGAGGAGGAACUCGUAGUCGCCCGUGCCAACGCCUCCCCGUCGGCAUGGCGGCCGGUGCUAGAGAACAUCCCUGAGGAGUGGCCGCCGUAUGUGCUAGCUUAAUCGUAUUCCAUGGCUGUUAACCUGUACAUCACGCAUGCAUCCACACGUGUGCACUGCAUUGCAUGGGAUUCAUCACAAUUGUGCUUCUUUUUCCUGUCAAUCUUCUAAUCUUGUUCCUCUCCUUCAAUUCCAACUCGUUACUGUUAUUAUGUUCUUGGUCGUCCCUCCAUAUGCAAUCCUAUACAUUUUAUUUUUUUGGGAAGACAAUCCUAUACAUGUAUAUAUAUGUCAUGUAUAUACAGAAAAAAAAUGGUUUCUCU